Molecule: messenger RNA, 3560 nt
Organism: Drosophila mauritiana
Lineage: Eukaryota; Metazoa; Arthropoda; Insecta; Diptera; Drosophilidae
Gene: Zip102B
Product: zinc transporter ZIP9-B
Exons: 3
Coding region: 40-972 (310 amino acids)
Biological process (GO): transmembrane transport; zinc ion transport
Cellular component (GO): membrane
Molecular function (GO): metal ion transmembrane transporter activity
Source: RefSeq, a predicted model, not a curated record
CAUCUCUAGCGAUUGAGUUGGCAAAAACAUGUAACUUUGAUGAUAUUAUGCUCAUUAAAAUUAAGUUGGGCAAUCAUGGCUGAAGAGACAAUAAUUCUCAUUUUAUUAGUGUUGGUUAUGCUUGUGGGGUCUUAUUUGGCAGGGAGCAUACCGAUGUUGAUGAAAUUAAGCGAGGAAAAGCUAAAAUGUGUCACUGUGCUGGGAGCUGGAUUGUUAGUGGGAACUGCUCUCGUUGUUAUUAUUCCGGAGGGCAUUCGAUCAUUGUAUGUGGGGUUUGGCCAAUCCCAAAAACGGACAUCGGUUCCGGAGCAACCAGAUUACUCACAGACCAUUGGACUUUCUCUUGUGCUUGGAUUUGUCUUCAUGAUGUUGGUGGAUAUCUCUCAGCGGAAGACUAAUUUUGGAAGUAAUAAAAAAAACAAUGCCACACUAACUCUUGGAUUGGUUGUGCAUGCUGCAGCUGAUGGAGUUGCAUUGGGAGCAGCUGCCACCACUAGCCAUCAAGAUGUUGAGAUAAUUGUAUUUUUAGCUAUAAUGCUUCAUAAGGCACCAGCAGCAUUCGGAUUAGUGACAUUCCUACUGCACGAAAAAGUAGACAGACAUCAAAUUCGCAGACACCUAGUCUUAUUUUCCCUGUCGGCUCCCCUUAUGACUAUUUUAACGUAUUUUGGAAUCGGACAGGAGCAGAAGGACACGUUAAAUUCCGUAAAUGCCACUGGUAUAGCUAUGCUAUUCUCCGCUGGAACAUUUUUGUACGUAGCAACUGUUCAUGUUUUACCAGAGCUUACCCAAGGGGGAUUAACGAAGAGCGAUCAGCAUGAUUAUUGUUUGCUAGAGGAAUCUCGAGGUGUUGCUACGAAUGAUUUGAAUGGAAGUAAUAGUAUUCAAGCAUUAAAAUAUAGUGAAUUGGUAAUUCUGAUUUGCGGCGCACUGCUUCCCCUAAUUAUAACAUUUGGACAUAAUCACCAGUAAUGCACACAUACAUUUUUCUUAAAUAAGAUGAAUUAAAAGUUAAGGGAUAUUAUGCAAUAUACAUACAGAUGUUGGAUUUAAUUUCUCGGAUAUAUAUUCACAUUAAGUGCUUUGCAAAAUGAUUUUUUAAUGAAUUGUCGCAUGAAAGUCAAAUUUGGCACCGACGUCAACUUUUGUCAGUUUUCUGUAAAGUUUAGUUACUUAAGAGGCCUUAUUAUACGAGAAUGUAAGUAAACUAAGCAAAUUUAGAAAAAUGUGUAUUUAUUUCCAUUAAUUUACGUUCUCAGAAUAGUUAUAAAAAGUAAGAGACGGCUUAUAGGCAACUAGGCAACGUCACAAUUGGUUCACUGGAUAACGACUUCUUUUACGGCCUUAGAAUACGAGCUUAGAUUACGGAUUUCUAUAACUAUUAAUGACAUGACUUUCUACAUUUCUCGAUACAUUUCGGCGGCUUUUAUACUUUAAUUCUGCUCAACUUCUUUGCGGAAUCUUUUUCUCGCGCUCUUUUUUUCCGCUGUCUCUCGACCGACUUCAAACUGCUUGUCUCUCUGUCUCAAAAUCCAUCUCAAUUCUUGUUCGUAGUUAGCUUUUCUAGUCAACACCUUGGAACCAAACUCGAAUGGUUCUUUUUGUGUGGUCCUGCAGAAACAAAAUCCAUGGAGCAACCUUGCGUGAAACAUCCUUCUUCCUUACAGUGUGUGUAAACGCUGCUCAAUCAGUUACUAAUACAAAGUUUAGCAAGUUUGUAAUGGCCGAGCUAUGCGUGCGUAUCCUCUUAUAAACCUGCGAUAAAAGCCAGUCAACCCUAAAACGACUUUAAUGCUUUAAUAUUCUUCGGGAUAGGAAAAUGUUUUACCGCUCGAGUCUAUUUAGAUGCAGGUCAAAUCCUACCGUUUUAAACUGCAUUACCGAGGAAAUCUUUUUUUUCCCAGAAUACGGAUUUUUUCAUUUUAUAAUCAAUCAAAGACAAGCGGCUACCUCCAGGACUAUUUAAAGCUUUUCCAAGAUUAGAUUAUAUUAAUAUCUACCGACAUGUCGUAUAUGAUAAUGUCAUCGAUAUAAAUAUGUAUCAUAUCUCAGCCAACAAGAUCUUGGAAAACGGCGUUUGUAAAUCAUAUAAACGUAGCUGGCGAGUUAGUGAACUCCAACAGGACUCCCUUCGCUAUAAAUGCUGUGUAUUAUCGGAACUUCUCUUCUACCAGAACGUGAAAUCCACGACAAAUAGCUUUGCUGCCUGCAGUUUUUCGAUAAUAUCAUCAAUAUCAAUAUAAUAUCACCGAUAUCAUAUACCGAAUAUCAUAUACCGCUAUAUCAGCGGUACGGUUAAGCAAUUUUUUAAAACCAAGGCGUUAAGUUAAUCCAUUUUUUUUUUGACUAUUUUUUGACGACCAUUCCGAAACCUGAUCUCGAUUCGCUUCGCUUUCAACCAUAGAGUAUAGAAAUGUUAUCCUUUUUUUAUUUACAUUCUUGGGCAAAUUCACCACUUUUAGGCUGUUCAUAAGAAAUGAUCAAUAUUUUCUAAAAAGUGAGUUUGGUUAAGUUAAUUCGUAUAUUUUAAAGGGCAAUAAAUUAAAAAAAAAUAAAAAAAUUUUAUUUUAGUGGGUAGAGGACACCACUGCUCCCAGGAGAAAAGAAUGUUAAUUUUUAAGCUUAGAAAGGAAGGAAAAACAUAUAAGGACAUUAAAAAAACCCUUGAAUGUUCUGCCAAAAUGGUAUCCAAUGCCAUUAAAUAUGAAUGGAAGCCCGAAAACCGUGCUACCAUACGUAAAACCACAGAUAUAGAGGAUCGGCGCAUAGUUUGUUACAGCAAAGUCUAUCCUUUUGCAUCCUUUGGGGACAUAAAGUCUGAGCUGAACUUGGGAAUAAGCGACGUUACUAUUCAGAGAUGACUACUGAAUCAAAAUUUAAGUGAGAGGAGUCCACAAAAGGAUCCCCUACUUAGCCCUAGGCAUAUUAAGGCAAGGUUAAGCUUCCCUAAAACCUACCUAAUCUGGCCAGUCUCCAAAUGGCGUAAUAUCCUUUGGAUUGAUGGGUCAAAAAUAGUUCUAUUUGGUGGAACUGGUUCACUACAGUAUAUCUGAUGACCUCCAAACACGGAGUACCACCCAAAACACCCACUGAUGACUUUCAAUCAUGGUGGACCUAAAAUCCUGGUAUGGGCUUGUUUUUUCUACAAUGGUAUGAGUCCAUACCAUAUGAUUUAUGGUAUUAUAGACCAAAACGCAUAUGCAAAUAUACUUAGUGAUUUCUUACUGUCAUAUUCUGAAUAUAAUAUGCCCUUAAAAUAGACAUUCCAACAGGAUAAUGAUACGAAACGCAGAAGCUCAUCGGCUAAGAAUAGGUUCACCCGAAAUAGAAUAGAUGUAAUGCAGUGGCCAGCAUCAUCUUCCGAUUUAAACCCGAUUGAAAACCUGUAAGGGGACAUUAAACAAUAUGUGUCGAAAAACUCCCCGACGUCUAAGGCUCAGAUUUGGCAAGUUGUGCAGGAUGCAUAGUCUCCAUGGACUCCAUGUCACGUGGGUGUAAGGCUGUGCUGGCUAACAAAGGCUAUCCAACCAAGUAUUAGGCCCUAAUUAACACAUUAAAAA